Molecule: messenger RNA, 2180 nt
Organism: Ciona intestinalis (vase tunicate)
Lineage: Eukaryota; Metazoa; Chordata; Ascidiacea; Phlebobranchia; Cionidae
Source: RefSeq, a predicted model, not a curated record
GUUUGUAUAUAACUAGGGGUGUAGUGUUUUGUAUUGUUUUGAAUCUCCAAUCUAUGUUUCCAAGAUUAUCAUACUUCUGACUGCUCCGAUAGUUGAGAAAUGAAUAACAUUGUUCCAUCCAUGGUGAAGGAGCGCAUUCGGCUGAUCAAACCAAGUCGUCCUCAAGCGCCGACUGAGUAUAAUUUACAGUACAAAAAAUGGCCGCUGCGCCCAUUUACUUUGGAUACUUUCCGCGUAGUCAAAAAACAACCGAAAAAAGAACUCAUAGAACAUAAAGACCCGAUUACACAACCUACCCAUGGUCUUUGCAAAAUGGGGAGCUUUAACUCAGACUACCCUUGUUCAACAGCUUCAUCGGAUGGUCUGCCAACGGCCGCAGUCGAAAAACGGCAAAACAAAACCAACGAUUCUAUUGUCGCGCUUCCUCCGUCAAUCGACGUGGGUGAAGUUAUAGACGAAAGUCUUUCUUCUACUUUGCGCACCCAAACUGCGAAAAUGCACGAACGACAACCUAAACAAAAAUCCCCACGAAAACCGGGCAAAUCCAGCGGAAAAUAUGCAAGUAAGAAUCGAGAGGGACGAAGCGGUUCAAGUUUUCAAGCAGUUGAGUCAUUCCCACUUGCCCCGGAAGAAGAGUUUUCAGCCAAGUUACGCCAUCUUACAGCGUAUUCGAAUAUCGCUUCAACCAAAGGCACAUUUUCUUCUUCUGGCACUUCUCAGCCACGUAAAGGCCGAAACAACCAAAGCCACCGCAGAAAACAUGCUUGGGGACGAGAAGAAGACCCGAAUAUUCGCACUGGCCACCAAGGUCACAGCAUUGAGCCUACAAAUACCAUACCAGGGCAUACUUCCCUGGUUUCUACGCCUCGUUCAGUUCCAAAACAACGAACAAAUGAUAAAUUGAGGUUAGGCGAUUUAUGCAAAGCAAUUGAUUCAAUGAACGAGGACGGUCGACAGUGGGCAUCAGACCAACCACCGAACACGGAGUACCUUCAGAAUCUUCCUUCUGACAACUCGCUGGAUAAAAUAAAUCCGGUGCGAAGUGAAUCUAUCAUACUGAAACCGUUUGAUCAACAAACCAACGACUUGCCAAGGACGCCUCAAAAGUCGUGUAAACAUCUUGUCAGUAAAGAAGGACGACGAAGCAAGCCUUUCUCAGUUGACUCUGUGGGGGAAGAUAGUUUAAGACAACUCUACAGCAACAUACCUCCGAACGAUUUGGAAACUCUACGAAAAACUUACAAAGGCUUGCUUGGCGCUGGCGAAGAACACGGAGAUGAUAGACGGAAACUCUUUGCAAGUUGUUACGACGACACAGAUCAUAUCAAAGAAACCUUUAAAAUCAAGCAGGGCUGGAACUCAAGUUACAGCAUUGAUUUUAAAAACUGGUACGCCAGUCAUUACGACGAUGUGCGAUCAAAAUGUGCAACUCAAACGAAUGAAUCAACUGAUAAAGAACAGCUUCUAACUGAAGGUCCCCCGUGCAGCGAAUGUCCUGUUUCUAAAUUACAAAGUUGCCCACAAGAUCAACUACAAAGCAGCGGGGCCGAAGAUCCGGAGAAAAAAGUAAACUUUCAUGGAAAAACACCGGACCCACGUGUUGCUGAAAGAGAUAGACUAAUAAAAGAAGCCGAUGAUAUCGAAGAAAAAGAAUUUCAAGCACUUUUUGGACCCAGUGGCAAAAUGAAGAUGAAUAUGACGUCAUCAAGUACUUUCAAAGCUCACAAACCUAAACCACCAGAGGCGCCAAUCUGGGCGAAUAAAACGAUCGUUUCACUGGGAAGCGGUCAUUGGAACUUGCCAAUGAACAAAGGAGAAGAAUGGAAAGUUCAAAUUCCCGAAGACUGUAAAGUUCCUGUUGGUCAAAAACCGGAAUACAAAAUAAGAGUCCACAAUGAUGCCAAAUCCUCAGAUGUUCCGAUGACAGACCUUGAAAGUAAUGAGAAAAAGACUGAUCGCACCAAUAGCGAUCCUUUUAUUGCUCUUUACUACCCUGAUAGAAGAACUACAUCAUCCUACGUGUCUGAGUAUAUGAGAAAAUUUCAUCGCUUCCCGGUGCAAAAGAAACGAGUUUUGGUUUAAUAUCAGUCAGUGUAAUAAAUUCAUUUGCCAAAAAAAAGCUGUAUAAAUAUAAAGUAUUAAUGUAAAUAAUAAAAAAGUCUUUAUCUAUAACGGGGUUA